GAAAAGGGGAAGUUGUAUAAAUAGAGGAUUAGAAGAAGGUAGGCAUAUCAAAAGCUUAAGCAACUAAGAAUUUAAAGAAAAGAGAGAGAAAUGGAGGGGUUGAGGUUGAAGAUGAAGAUGAAGAUGAAGAUGAAGAGAGAUGUGUUUGUUGUGAUUGUGGCUGCUGUAGCUUUAAUGGCGGAGAAGGGUUUGGCAGAUCAAAGACAUGUGGUUGGGGGAAGCCAAGGUUGGCAAGAAUCUGUUGAUUUCGAUUCUUGGGCUUCUGCUCAGACCUUCAAAGUUGGCGAUCAAAUUGUUUUCAAGUACGAUUCGGGGCUGCACAGUGUGGUAGAGCUUCCUGAUGAGAGUUCAUAUAAGAAGUGCGACAUUGGGAAUUCAGUGGAAACGAAGAGUAGUGGGAACGAUGCGAUCAAAUUGACCAAAUCGGGGACUCGAUACUUCGCUUGCGGCACCAUCGGCCAUUGCAGCCAAGGAAUGAAGGUCAAGAUCCACAUUGCCACCGGCACUGCUUCCUCUACUCCAUCCCCACCUUCUUCUUCUUCCUCUUCUUCUUCUUCUUCUCAUUCACAUCAUUCUCUUUUCGGUUUCUUCCUUAUGCUGCUGCCUUUCUACGCCUUGAGAUUCAUCUGAAUUUUUAAUUCAUUAAUUAGUAUGCUUUUGAGUUGUAUUCUUUUUCUGUUAAUUCGUUUUAGAUUUGGGUUUUCAUGAGUUUUUUGUUUGGGAAUUGAAAUGGCUAAGUUUAUGUUGGUAUAUUAUUAGUAUGAAUGAGAAGGAGAUAAUACUGUGGAGUAUCAUUUAUUAGUAUGAAUGAGUUUUUGGUUUUG
Benincasa hispida (wax gourd) is the source of this 824-nucleotide messenger RNA. RefSeq names its product Cupredoxin superfamily protein. Gene Ontology annotation, cellular component: plasma membrane. Gene Ontology annotation, molecular function: electron transfer activity. The record is from RefSeq and is a predicted model, not a curated record. NCBI's taxonomy places the organism in Eukaryota, Viridiplantae, Streptophyta, Magnoliopsida, Cucurbitales, Cucurbitaceae.